Messenger RNA from Fusarium sp. VM40, 1671 nucleotides. The record is from the annotation of a GenBank genome assembly. Lineage: Eukaryota; Fungi; Ascomycota; Sordariomycetes; Hypocreales; Nectriaceae.
AUGGGAGCCGCCAAACCACCUAUGAUGGCGUUUUCCGACGUCGAUAUCGACUCAACAGAGUCUCUUGUCGCCCUAUUUCUUAUCGGGGUCCUUACACACGUUUUCAUAUUUCGAAAGGGCGAAUGGGAUCUCUGGGCGAGUGUAUUCUUAAGAAGUUGGGUCUUGUACGAGUUUGCCACACCUUGCAUCCUGAUUCAGUAUGAAAAUCUGUCGACCUGGAAGGCGUUCUCAACCGCCAAUAAGAGCCUUUUUGCAUUUGCUAUCGGCUUGACAACCAGCAUAUUAAUCUAUAGAGCAUUUUUCCAUCGCCUCAGCCGAUUUCCUGGUCCCUUCCGAGCUCGUCUGUCAAACCUCUACGCGACCAAGCUCGCCAACAAGGAUGAGCACAUGUACCUUGAGGUCCAAGAGCUGCACCGUCGAUAUGGCGAUAUUGUCAGGAUUGGGCCCACCGAGUUAUCAAUUGCGACGCCAAAAGCGUUUCGAACCCUGCACGCCAGUAACUCACCAAUUACCAAGGGGCCAUUUUAUAAUGUCGCCCAUCCCAACAUCAACCUUUUAGCAGACAGGGACAAGAAAAGCCACGCCAGUCGAAGAAAGGCAUGGGAUAGGGCUUUUACUACGAAAGCUGUGCGGGACUAUGAGCCUCGUGUGGUUAAUUGCACAAAGCUUUUGACCGACCAAAUCGAUAAAACAAUUGGUGAACCGCUAAACAUCUCAAUGUGGUUCAAUUUCUUCACAUUCGACAUCGUGGGCGACCUUGCAUUUGGUAAUAGCUUCAACAUGCUCCGCGAUGGAAUUAAACACAAAUUCUUGGAGGAAGCCCACGUGAGCGCCACACUGAUGGGGAUGUUUCGCCGGACUCUAUGGUUGAUGCCCAUCUUCAAAGGGACUCCUCUCCUGAAUAGUCAAUGGCAGUCUUUCCAGGCAUGGUUGAGAGAUACGGUCGAGAACAGACGCAAGAACAAACCAUCUCGACCGGACGUAUUCUCGUGGAUUCUGGAGGAUUAUGAAUCACUGGAGAAUCCUACUCAGCAGGACUUGAACAACCUCUAUGGUGACGCUCAUCUAAUUUGCGGUGCAGGAAGUGAUACUACUUCAGCUGCCACAAGCUGUUUGAUCUAUCUCUUGGCUCACCAUCCCGAGGUCAUGAGCAAGCUUCAAGCUGAGAUCGAUGAGUAUAAGAAGACUUACGAGGAGUCUGAUAACAUGUCUCUUGGGAAGCUCACAUAUCUGAAUGCCUGUCUUGACGAGUCUCUUCGCUUGUACCCUGUUGUUCCAUCUGGUCUCCAGAGAGUCACGCCUCCGGAAGGGAUGCAGGUUGACGAAAUUUACAUUCCUGGAGAUACCCUCUUCCACUCUCCCACUUAUACAAUGUGUCGCGACGAGCGGUGCUUUGUAGGCCCUAAUGAAUUCAUCCCCGAGCGAUGGACGUCCCAGCCUGAGCUGGUGAAGGAUGCCUCUGUCUUUUCGCCCUUCCAUAUGGGUCGUGGUUCAUGUGCUGGAAAACAGCUAGCUCUUAUGGAGGUGCGAUACAUCUUCAGCGAGAUCCUGUCUCGCUACAACAUCGAAGCUGCUCCAGGCACCAGUCCAGAGGCAUUUGUAAAUGGGCUAAGGGAUUGCUUUACCAUGGAAGUCCCUGAGCUGAAAAUGGUGUUUACACCAAGAAUUUGA